Molecule: messenger RNA, 3598 nt
Organism: Anguilla anguilla (European eel)
Lineage: Eukaryota; Metazoa; Chordata; Actinopteri; Anguilliformes; Anguillidae
Gene: crot
Product: carnitine O-octanoyltransferase
Exons: 17
Coding region: 131-1969 (612 amino acids)
Cellular component (GO): peroxisome
Molecular function (GO): carnitine O-octanoyltransferase activity
Source: RefSeq, a predicted model, not a curated record
ACACUAUCUUUGUUGGAGCAAAUGGUGAUCAUGCGCCGUUUCUCUGUUUUUCCCCGGUGAAGCUAGGGCACUGGGCUAAAGGUGAAGAGAGCUUGCAAACACUGGGCAAGUGGGUACAUUACACAAGAACAUGGAUAAUCAAGUGUUUGAAUCGACUGUGGAGCGCACGUUCCAGUAUCAGGCGUCCUUGCCUCCUCUUCCAGUCCCUUCUUUAGAAGGAACUUUGAGUAAAUACUUGGAUGCAGUUAAGCCGUUCUCAUCAGAAAAGGAAUUUCAGAAGACCUCUCAGAUAGUGAAGCUAUUUGGGGAAGGGCUCGGCAAAGAUCUGCACCAGAAGUUGCUGCAGAGAGGGAGGACCAAAAGGAACUGGCUGGAAGAAUGGUGGCUGGACAGCGCGUACCUGGAGAUCCGGAUGCCGUCCCAGCUCAGCAUUAACUUCGGGGGCCCCGCCCCCUACCUGGAGCACUACUGGCCCCCCCAGGCUGGCACCCAGCUGGAGAGGACCAGCAUCACCACCUGGCAUGGCUUCCAGUACUGGGACCUCCUCCGCACUGAAAAGCUAGCCGUCCACAAGGCAGGGAACGUACCACUAGACAUGGAUCAAUUCCGUAUGCUGUUCUGCACCUGCAAAGUGCCUGGCAUCACCAAGGAUACCAUACUCAGUUACUUUAAGACUGAGAGCGAAGGCCCCUGCCCCUCCCAUGCGGUGGUCAUGUGUCGAGGGCGGAUAUUCACUUUCGACGCCCUUCAUGAUGGCUGCAUCCUCACGCCGCCCGAGAUCCUCAGGCAGCUUGCGUACAUAAGGCAGAGUUGUGACAGGGAGCCAGAAGGAGAAGGGGUCGCUGCCCUGACCACUGAAGAGAGAACCCGCUGGGCCAAGGCUCGGGAGCAUCUUAUUGGCUUAGACCCCAUGAACAAGACUAUACUGGAAACCAUUCAGAGCAGCUUAUUUGUGAUCUCCCUGGAUGAGUCCAUGCCUUAUUCGACGCCUGAAAACUAUUCAGCGAUGACACUGCAAGCUAUCACCGGGGACCCGACGGUGCGCUGGGGUGACAAAUCCUACAACUCGCUGGCUUUCGCUGAUGGAACCUUUGGCUCUAAUUGUGAUCAUGCGCCGUAUGAUGCCAUGGUGAUGGUGUCUUUUUGCUACUACAUUGAUCGGAAGCUGAAAGCCAGCGAGGGAAGGUGGAAGGGAUCCGAGAAUGUCCGGGACAUGCCGCUGCCAGAAGAGCUGGUCUUCACUGUGGACGAUAAAGUCAGGAGUGACAUCACACAGGCCAAGCGGCAGUACAUGGAAACUGGACGCCAGUUGCAGAUCGUGUCCUACGCAUUCACUGACUUUGGAAAAGAUGCCAUCAAGGAAAGGAAGCUCCACCCAGACACAUUUGUCCAGUUGGCACUCCAGCUGGCCUACUACCGGCUUCAUGGAAAGUCUGGAAGCUGCUACGAGACGGCCACCACACGGCGCUUUUACCACGGGCGCACCGAGACCAUGCGGCCCUGCACCCCGGAGGCCCAGCAGUGGUGCCAGGCCAUGCUGGACCCCGCUGUCAACGUGGAAACCAAGCGCAAGAAGCUGUUGGCAGCUUUCUCCAAGCACAAUCAGCUGAUGGGAGAAGCUCAAAAAGGGAAAGGCUUUGACCGGCACCUCUUGGGCUUGUAUCUUAUUGCGAAGGAAGAGGGACUUCCUGUUCCUGAACUUUUCACAGACCCACUCUACGCCAAAAGUGGAGGAGGUGGUAAUUUUGUACUGUCGACCAGCCUGGUGGGCUACACCACUGUCCACGGGGCUGUCGCUCCGAUGGUGCGUCAUGGCUACGGGUUCUUCUACCGCAUCAGAGAUGACAGGAUCGUGUUGUCCUGCGCUGCCUGGAAGACCUGCCCAGAGACGGAUGCCGAGAAGCUCUACCAGAACUUCUGCGCUUCCCUCCACGACAUGCUGCAGCUCACGACCCUGUCCAAGCUAUAGAGCAAGGCAUGAUGGGAUAGCGGGAUGCAAGGCAAGACGAAACCAACUAGAAUCCUCAAUACUGCAACGUCUAAUGCAUUUUCACACUAGUAAUUUUACCUUUUGGACCACGCACAGAUCAAUGCAAACUUUUAUCACGCAAUAACAAUGCAGGCACUUCUUGGUUCUCCGUCCUUUUUUAUUUUUGUUACUCUAUUGUCUGUAAUUACGACUGAAUGAUUUUCCUUUAAUAUGGUAUUUUUUGAGAUAAUAUCCCGUGGAGUGUUGUUGUAGCAACGGAGGUGCACGCUAAGCUUGUGAAGGUAAUGUGUAUUUCUCGGUGGAAAUUCCGAAUGCUUUAAAAGCAUAGCUAGUUAGCAGCUCCUUAAAGACAGUCGAUCUCUUGCAAUAAUUUUCUGCUGAGGCAUCACUUAUGAAUUGCUGAUUGGUUGUCCUCUUGCCUUAAAACUGACAGUACUUAGUACCAAAGUCGACCCCCUAAUUAUGAGACUAAUGAUUUUUGUUUUGAUUGGAUGCACAGGCCAGUACCUGUUCUGCCCUAUUUAAUGCAAGUUUGUCUUCAUGCUUAUGAACAAUCCUUUAAUUGAAAAUGUUGUUGCCCUUCUUUGGAUUUUCAUGGCGGAUUUGAAUGGGGUAUUUUCCAGUGCGGGUGUACUGCCCAUUUGCAAUUUCUGCAAAUGACCAACAUCUUAUCUGGAUUCAGUGCAUUACGUUAUCUGGAAAGAGCAAAAAUAUGGCUUGUCUGUGAGAUUACUACAUUUGCUGGCAUUAAAUGACAGCUUUUGUAAAUGGAGAAAUGUUUCUCCGAUACAUUUUGAGUGAAGAGCACCUUAUUGUCAGCCUGGUGAUAAUGGCACUUCCAGGAAUGUAUAAUGGAAAGUUUGUUCGGGCUGCACUGUUUAUGUUCAUUGUGUCUGCGUCCAAAAACUUUGUAUGUAUAAAUUUGUGUCAUGAACAAUACUGUAAUUAUGUUGAUACACCAUUGUGUUAAUGAAACAUUACCCUAGGGUUAAAAACUCAAUGUGAAUUUCCUUCACAAUAGAUUGAAACUUUUGGUUUUUUGGGGGGUGGUGUAUAAUUGACAGUGUCACCAAGGGAGGCAUAUUUUUUGUGGUAUCAGCAGUGCCUAAUUGGCUACCAUUAGUCUGCCCUGUGUUAGGGACAUUGUACAUCUUCCUUUGAAAUUCAUCUGGAUUGUUAAAAUAACGGAACAGACCUAGCUGUAAUUUGCAAAAAAUGGGAGAAUACCUUACACUCCGAAGUAUAUUGUGUAUAUUAAUCUGAAGCAAAAUGGGUAAGGUGUUUUCUUAUCUGAAAAUAAGGUACAGCAUAAAUGUGAAAGGUCCAUUGAUUUCUAUUUUAAGCAUUGCGUGCUCUUCAAGGUUACUGUAAUUACAAUAAUCAGCUUUGCUUCGGGAAUGAUUUUCUAUUAGUAAUUGAAGGAUGAAUAUUCAGCGCAUAUUUCACUCAUGGCUGAUUAAUCUGUAACUGAAACGGAUGCUGGUGGAAAGGUCCCCCGACUACUGAAAUAUUUAAUCUAGUUCUGCUGCUUUAAGAAAUGCGAAAGCUGGAAUUGUGAGAUUGUCAGUAUGUGCUCAUAAAAAUGGAAAGAUAAAAUGUAUUGGCAUG